This is a messenger RNA of Colossoma macropomum (tambaqui), 4392 nucleotides long. Its product is annotated as protein FAM110B. The coding region runs from base 679 to 2052 and encodes 457 amino acids. NCBI's taxonomy places the organism in Eukaryota, Metazoa, Chordata, Actinopteri, Characiformes, Serrasalmidae. The transcript has 2 exons. The record is from RefSeq and is a predicted model, not a curated record.
GCUCACUCGCGCAUACACAGACUCCCUCACAUGCGCUUCGCCUCUUCAGGGAAGCGCUACUUUCUCAACCGGCAUCUGCUCUCAAAAGGACGUCUGUACUCGUUUUACAGCCUUUUUGUCUCAGUAGACAGCUCCUCGCACCUCUUUUGCCCUGCAGCUAUAAGAGGAGGACUUCAGGAUUAUCUGCUUUUGUGGAGUUUGUGGGACACUGCCAGUGCGUGUGAGAGGAGUGGACUGAGUCGCUGUGUUUUGUGGGCUUCACUCCGUUACUUGGCCGUUGGAGCUGUGAGGGAGAAGAGUCUCAGCACUGACUUCACAGACUGCCCUUGUCCUGGUGGGUCGCUCAGUUGGACUGAUAUGGAAUGCAACCUCUGGUGACCCUCUCCCUGAAGUCCUCCAUUCAGUGAGCUGCGCCAGGAGGAGUGUGGAUAAAAGACAAGAGAACCUGAAACAAAAAAAGAGGGAACAGCAGCAGGACCAUUCAGCUGGGUUGAAAAAGUUAUAAGGGGCCCUCAGGGGUGGGAGAGGACCUUGAAGACACAGCAAAAAAAGUAAAUAAAAAGUGUGAGUACAAAAGACUUCUUUGAGGCACUGGACAUUUGGAAGCUCAAAGGGGAACUGACCAUUAGCCUCAGUUUCACCCCUCUUGAAUUUAUCCCACCUCCACAGUCGCCCAUCAUGCCAGUGGAAACCCUUCGUCCUUCGGAUGGACGUCUGGCUGGUGGUCCUUUUACCUCGGCCAUGCCUUUCCGCAUCCUGAACAAGGGCCCGGACUACUUUCGCAGGGCUCCCGAGCCUGGGGCGCGCAAGCUAAGCGCCGUGGAGCGUCUGGAAGCCGACAAGGCCAAGUACGUGAAGAGUCAGCAGGUAGCACUAACUAGGCAGGAGCCUGUCAAGCCACCAAUCAUCCGCAAGCCCCUGCUGUCCCCAGGCAUGAUGCUGCAGUGCAGGAUCAACACUCCGCCAGCCCGGAAGGUUCCCCGCAGGCCCUCGGACUCUGUGGACAAUGGAGGAAGCCCAGGACAGAGUACACGCAGGGGCCCACAGCUCAAUCUGGAGAUCCUUAACAACCUCAUUAACGUCUCAGAUGGGCCACAGCCUUCGUCUCCUGCUCCUUCCUCUCCCUCACCCUUGGCCUCCUCACCCUCAUCUGGAGGAAAGAGUAUGGGGAGUGGACAGUCAGCAACAGAGCCUCAGCAGGGUUUCUGCUUUAAGGGACACUUUCUGUCGACAUCUGAUUCUGUCAACUCGUGCACUCCCUCUCCUCUCAACAACCACAUCCAGCCUCCUUCUCCUGCUGUUCCAGAGCCUAGCCGCAGGCCACCCCCUGUUCCAGCCAGAGCUCCUCGGCUCCCUGCACAGGGUGCCUACAGCAGCCCCAACUCUGUAAUGGUCCGGCGGGUGGAUGUGCGGCCUCAAGCAGUGGUCAGGAAACCCCAGAGGAUACCUUUGAAGCCCCAGGCCAAGCCCAGACAGGCGGCGCAGCCACAGGUCGCCCAGCCACAAGUACCACCUCCACCUCCUCCAUCUACUAAGCCUCCCUCACUCCCAGCCCGGUCUCCCUCACCCUGUUUACCAUCCAGCCCCUUGCUCCUGCGUUCAGGUGUCCCUCCUCCAGCCUCGCCUGCCUUCACUCGCCUUUCUUCAGCCAGUUCGCGGGGCUCAGGGCGCAAACACCCAUCCCUGCACCGCUCCAAGUCGGACCUGAGCGACCGUCUCUCGCGGGCCACCGCUGAUCUGGAGCGUUUCUUUAACUACUGUGGCCUGGACCCUGAGGAGCUAGAGGGCCUGGGCGGAGUGGAGCGCUUCGCCCGUGCCGCCUCCGACAUUGUCUCCGUCUCCAAACUCCGAAGCGUCAGCACACCCAGCUCUGAGUGCGGAGAAGAAGGCAGGAGGGAGGAGGAGGAUGAAGAUGAUGAAGACGAUGCCCCCCCUAGGCCAAACGACCGUGUUCCUUAUGGCAUCUCAGUUAUUGAGAGGAAUGCACGUGUAAUCAAAUGGCUGUAUGGGAUCCGGCAGGCACGGGACUCACAAAACGUCUCCAAUGUGUAGGCACCCUCUCUCGUGUUCUCUGGAACACCAAGGAGAAAUGAAAUAAAGGGGACAGAGACCUGAUCAAACAUGCCCCAUGUUUCCUUUUACAUAUGAAAUAUUUAUGUUUUUUUGGACUCUUGGAGACACUGACUUUUUUUGUAUAUUUGCGUUCCAUAUGGAUUAUGGUUAUUUGCCUUACAAUAAGUUUAAAGACAUUUGGUUCUUAUACAUCUCAUUUGUGUUAAAUCUGUGCAAAUAUUUUGUUGUACAUGGCCCUUUUUGUUCUUCUUUUAUUUGGGCUAUAUUGACAAUUUACCUCAAGAAGUGAGAAGGAGAGAGUAGACUGGAGCGAGCUUUAGACUCUCUGCACAUUGACUUGGAUAUGAAAGUCGUUUAAAGCAAUAAUUAAAAAAUAGAUGCUGAUAGCUGUGAGUGACUGAAUGGAUGAUGAUGAUGAUGAAGACAGCAGUAGACCUGCUGCAUUGGUGCUGUUCAGGUACUUAGUCUUUAUAUCAAAUAGCAGUGAUUAUGGGAACUGUGGCUUUGAUAUAGUAGAAAGGGCUUUGUGAUGAUAACCAGCCAGGUACUGUUUAGCAGUAGAAUCCUCCUUUGUUUGUACAGUUUGAAUCAGGUAAUGGCUUAGCUUCCAGGUGAAAAGUACAGUCUGUAAGGCCAUAGUCCAGCGGUUGCUGGUAGGAGGGUUUCAGGGACUUGUGCUUAGUAAGUCAGAACCAAGAUACAGAAUAAAGACACAGCAACUAAGACAUGUUCAAAUACAUGAACACUAGGGCUGCACAAUAUAAAGAGAACAUCAUAUUUCAGUGAUAAUGCUACAGUUUACGAUGUGCCUUCCAAUAUAUAUGAAUAACACACUGGUAAAGCCUUGAUGGGACACCUACGUUAUUUUGGGGAUGUUUAUUGAAUCACACGAUUCCCUCAGUGGACAACAGUGAGCAGAGGUGUCAGACUGGAUUCCUUCCAGGCUGCAGUUCUGCAGACUUUAGGGGUCUCCCUCAUUAAACACACCUGAUUUAACUGUUGAGCUCAUUAGCAACACCUUCAUAAAUUGCAUUUGGAGUUUUAAAAGAGGGACAACGCUAAUCUCUGCAGAACUGUGACCCGGAAGGAACCCAGUUUGACUCGACAGGUUUAAAGGUUCAUUUGCAACUCCACUGUUGGUAUUGUGUCAGCUAAUAUCACAUCAUUACAAAAACGAUAUAUUGUGCAGCCCUAAUGCACACAAAUACACAUGUAUGCACUCAGUGGGACACUCCCCCACAGACCCCCGCUCACUGUGCAUACAUUUUUGCGCUGUCAGUGUCGAGUGUGCGAACGUGUCGAAGGGACAAGUGUCUGCUGAUAUGUGGCGCCAGCAAGGUGCAACAUUCUAUGAUACUGUGAAGGAAUUCCAGAGCUUCCUUAUAUACACUUUACACUUCACAUGUCUCCUUUUUCAACCAUGGCUGUUGGACCAUAAUUCUAUUGAUUCUAUAUGUCAGCAUGUGACAGCUUCUGAUAGCAUGAACACGUUUCUGUACAGGUGAUUUGCCUCAAUAUUACGUGGAAAGCCAUUGCAGUAAAAGCACAGUUGCACCCACACAUUCCAGCACUCGUGAACACGUGUGUUCAGCAUCUAAUUUAGGAAUGAAGUUCUGUGGGGACUUUUUUGUUGUUGUUGUUGUUGUUUUGUUAGGGCAUUCGGUUGACUUUGUGCAGCAAAAGUGUUUUUCUCUCUGUGUGGAGGUUAUAUAAUUGGGGAAGAAGGUUGCAUCAUGUGUGGGAUGGAUGCAGGAGGUAGGGAUGUGGGAGAACCUGAGGAGAGAGAGCCAGAGUCGGUCUGGGGCAAAGCUCUCAGGGGGGGAGUGGGGGGAGGAAGGAGCACAGUCACAUCUCUUCACUGCAGAGAUGGAUGGAUGAGGUCAUGCAGAAGAAGUGUUGCUUUGAAGGAGGCGCAGAAAAAAAGGAGUAGAUGUUGCAAUUGGACUUGAGAAGAGAGAGAGAUAUUAAUGCUGUUUUUUCAACCUGCAAUUUUUAGUUCAGUGAUCAGGCACAGCGAGCUUUCAGUUUGGUAUCUGUUUGGUUUUGAGUGUGCAACCAAACCAUUUUAACACACACACCAUCAGUAAUAACACUGAAACACUUCAGAGAUACAGAGACACAGAUACACGCUUACAUUACCAAUGUAGAAAUCACAUGAAGAUAUUCACUCAGCCAUGUUCUGUGGACAAUGAAGUAUGACUUGGGUUCUGUGGUGAGUCUGUUAGUGCUUUGAUGUUCGGCACAUCAGAGGCAAUGAAUUUCUGAUGCAAAAUGUCUUCAAAAGAUGUCAAUAAAAUGAGAUUUGUUUUUUACAAAACA